Molecule: messenger RNA, 1451 nt
Organism: Nylanderia fulva
Lineage: Eukaryota; Metazoa; Arthropoda; Insecta; Hymenoptera; Formicidae
Source: RefSeq, a predicted model, not a curated record
AAAGAUACGAUAUCAAAAAACGUUCAGUAUUUCGUGCGCUUUCGAAGAAUUAUGACGACAUCACUGCCUGAUAAGUCGAUGUCGCUUUCGCAUCAUAAUAAUGAGCACGAUUAUAGUAUCCAGCUGAAUCGCUGGUUCCUGAAACCAAUUGGCGCCUGGCCGGAAUCGCGUGCCACCACCACAUCUGAAAAACUCCUAUCGAGGAUCAUUCAGAUAACGUGUUACGUUCUCAUAGCCUUCACAAUAGUGCCUUGCAUGCUGUACUUCUACCUCGAGGAGCAGGAGCUUGACGUUAAGAUGAACUCAGUAGGUCCCGUGAGCCACUGGAUUAUGAAUGGGAUAAAUUAUUCUUCGUUGCUGUUGCGCGGCAAGGAUAUACGUCGUUGCAUCGAGCACAUGGAAAACGAUUGGUGCGCGAUGAAUAGAAUCGAGGAUCGCACGGUGAUGUUGAAAUACGCCAGGUUCGGCCGAUCCGUAGCCACCUUCUGCGCCGUCUUCAUGCACUGUGGCGUAUUCUCAUACAGCGUCGUAAAUAGUCUGUCGCCGAUGAUCACCAUAAUUGAUAAUCAGACCGUCAUAACGCGACGAUUACCUUGUCCAUUCUACAGCAAGCUUCUGGACAUCAAUCGCGCUCCGAUAAACGAGAUCGUAUUGGCGACGCAAUUUUUAUCCGGUUUCAUAGCAAACUCUAUCACGGUUGGUGCGUGCAGUCUUGCCGCGGUUCUCGCGACACACGCGUGCGGUCAAUUUGCCGUACUUUACUCAUGGUUGAGCGAACUGGUUGACGAAGAGAAGGAGAAACGAUAUAUUGAAUGCAAAUUGGCUAACAUAGUUGAGCAACAUCUGCGUAUAUUAAAUUUCUUGUCACGCUUCGAAAAAAUUAUGAAUCAAAUAUGUCUCGUGGAAGUAGUCGGAUGCACGUUGAAUUUAUGCUUGCUUGGUUAUUGUUCGCUUAAGGAAUGGAAUGCGAGAAAUACGAAGACUAUAGCAACGUAUGGUAUUUUGUUCGUAUCCAUGACCUUUAAUAUCUUUAUAUUUUGUUACAUAGGCGAACUAAUCACAGAACAGUGCAAGAAAGUAGGUGAAAUGGCUUAUUUUACUGAUUGGUAUCGUUUACCUCAUAAGACUGCUCUAGGCAUGGUACUGAUAAUAUCAAGAUCUAGUGCCGUGAUCAAAAUCACUGCCGGAAAAUUAAUUCAACUCUCUUUAAUAACGUUUGGCGAUGUGAGUAUAUUUCCAUAACAUCAAGUAUCACAUUUUCAUCUAAAAAUAAAAUUUUAUUAUUUCGUAUAUUACAUUCCUGCACAUUUAGCACACUGGUUUAUCUGAUUCAUGGGAAAGUUUGGAAUAAAUAAUAUCAAGCAUAUCAAAUUAAAACCUUUUCUGCAGAACUUAUUUAAUUUAAUCUACUUACAGGUGAUUAAAACAUCUGCAGCAUAUCUGAAUAUACU